UCCAAAUCAACCACCGUCAAGAUGGUCAAGUCAACACAAAUCUCUCGAAUUGAUGGUUUAAUGCUGGCCGCCUCGGUCGACGAUGAGCAGGCCGAAAAUGAGCUCUCUGAGAUUAAGAGUCAGGCUAAGAUGAUCUUCCGCCGGCUGAAUCGCAAUGCCGCACCUCAGGCAAGCAUUGAGUCAGGCCAAUACAACCUCCACUAUCUAAUUAAGGAUGAUAUUUGCUUCCUCACCAUCUGUGAUCGCUCGUAUCCCCGCAAGCUUGCAUUCACCUAUCUUGCUGAUCUGGCCUCCGAAUUCACUACCACCUACUCUCCCUCACAAUACCAGUCCCCGAACCUCCGCCCUUAUGCAUUUGUUGAAUUUGACACCUUCAUUCAACGUACCAAGAAGCUGUACCAAGAUAGCCGUGCCUCUGGGAACCUUGAUAAGCUGAAUGAUGAACUCCGUGAUGUCACUCAGGUCAUGACCAAGAAUAUCGAGGAUCUCCUCUACCGCGGAGAUAGCUUAGAGCGGAUGGGUGAAUUGUCUGGCCGUUUGCGAGAAGACAGCAAGAAGUACCGAAAGGCGGCCGUACGCAUCAACUGGGAAUUGUUGGUGAAGCAGUAUGGUCCCUUUGUCGGAGUUGGGCUUUUGAUCUUCAUCUUGCUGUUCUGGCGCUUCUUCUGA
This is a messenger RNA of Penicillium malachiteum, 669 nucleotides long. Its product is annotated as SNAP receptor SEC22. The transcript has 5 exons. Gene Ontology annotation, biological process: endoplasmic reticulum to Golgi vesicle-mediated transport; retrograde vesicle-mediated transport, Golgi to endoplasmic reticulum; vesicle fusion with Golgi apparatus. The record is from RefSeq and is a predicted model, not a curated record. Gene Ontology annotation, cellular component: endoplasmic reticulum-Golgi intermediate compartment; endoplasmic reticulum membrane; Golgi membrane. Gene Ontology annotation, molecular function: SNAP receptor activity. NCBI's taxonomy places the organism in Eukaryota, Fungi, Ascomycota, Eurotiomycetes, Eurotiales, Aspergillaceae. The annotation marks the transcript as partial.